CUGUCAGAAGUUGUAAUAUGUUUGAAAUGGGAAUGCAGCCCCAGUGUAGCAAAAGACAUCUUGUCUCAUUCCACAGUGGAUGCUCUACAUUAAUGAGGAGUCCCUCCAGACAUCAUGAAUGAUAGAUGCAGAUGAUGCUUUGAAUACUAACUUCCCUUCUGAUCUUCAAAUGGAACUGCAAGAAAAAAGACGAAUAGUCCUGACAACAAGUCCCCCUGAUGGAGGCUAUGGCUGGUUCAUUGUGCUUUCUACCUUCCUUGUCUUUGGGUUGACAUUUGGCAUCAUCAAGUCCUUUGGUGUGUUCUUCGUAGAAAUCCACCAUUAUUUUGCUACCACGGCAACAGCAAUCUCAUGGAUCACAUCCAUUUCUGUGGCAACUGUACAUUUUGGAGCCCCUUUUGGCUCUGCACUGAGUGCAUACUUCGGUCACCGGCCCGUGGUAAUGGCGGGGGGUCUGCUGAGCAGCAUAGGGAUGGUGGCGGGGUCAUAUUCCCAGGAUCUGCUACAGCUGUACAUCACUGUGGGGUUCCUUACAGGAUUUGGCUAUGCCCUUACCUGGACCCCUACUGUCACCAUGCUGGGAUGGUACUUUGAAAAGCGACGGCCUGUAGCCAACGCUCUGGCCAGCACAGGAGAAUGUAUCCUUACCUUCAUCCUGACCCCAUCCUUCCAGUUCAUGGUCGACCAAUAUUCCUGGAGGGGAGCAAUGCUGAUCCUUGGAGCUCUGCAGCUCAAUCUGUGCUUGUGUGGAGCUCUAUUGAGGCCACUUGACAGACACGUUCCUUCUAAAGAACUUACCAUAGAGGAGACAAAUCUAGAGUUGGAGAUGCUGUCCCAGACUCACACAAACAGGCAAGACUCAAAACAAAACUUUGAGCUGCUGAAAACCAAAAUCAUACGUUACGUGGACUACACGCUUAUCGCUAAUUUUCGUUUCAUGGUUUACUCAAUGUUUGGUGUCUUCGCUGCUCUUGGCUUCUUCGCGCCAUCACUGUUCCUGGUACCUUACGCCCGCAGCCUUGGAGUUGAGGAGUAUCAGGCAGCAGCUCUCUUGUCCAUUUCUGCGGUACUGGACCUGUUGGGCCGGUUGGUCUUCGGGUGGGUGGCUAACCUGAGGCUGUUGGAGACAAUCCAUCAGUUGAUCAUCACGGUGAUCUUGCUGGGCAUUGUUCUGCUGCUCUGCCCACUAGCAACCACCUUCACCCAGCUGGCAUUGUUCAGUGCUGGUUAUGGACUGGUUUUCGGAGCGACCGUGGCCAUUCACAUCACAGUGCUCUCGGAAGUGGUGGGGGUAGAGAGGCUGGGGAGUGCUCUGGGUUUCUUCAUGCUCAUCCGCAGCAGUGGUGGCCUUCUUGGACCACCUUUGGCAGGAUUUUUCAUUGACAAAAUGAAUGACUAUGGCGCUGGGUUCCUGAUGGCAGGCGUGGCUCUCAUAGUCUCCGCCCUCUUUCUGCUUUUGUUGCACCAGAUGAACAAGAAAGGAAAGCAAAAGGGAAAAGACAUCCCCUCGGAAAACGGAAAAGGAAGCGAGGAUCUGGAAAAUGGAAAAGGAAGCGAGGAUCUGAAAAACUGAAAUUCCGAUUUCAGAAAAAGUUCAAAGCAAGAGAAUUGGUAGGCACUGUAUAUUUGUGGGUGCACUCGAGUAGCUACUACAUGUAUUUUGCAAUGUCACGUUAAAGUAAGUUUGUCAAAAUGUACUUACCCACUAUAUACAAGCUUCUCUGCUGUGGACAAAUUUGAUUCAUGCAACUCCCACAAAACAUGCUGUCAUGUAAGAUGAGAUUCUAAUUAGAGAUGACUAUCAAACGCAAUAGGUGUAAAUUGACAGCAUGGCCUCAUGCCAGUGACAUGAAUCAUAUUAAUUUACCCUAAACUCUAUGUGACACUGAGUUAAUUGAUCAUUCUCACCUAAAUGAAGCCUUUGGAUUCUGGGAAGUCUUCUCGGCCGUACACUAUAAUAAUGCCAUUGCAGUGCAGUCAUAUUUCAUCAGACAUUUUGCUCCAGUGAGUCUGAAAAAAUGGGCAGUGUCUUAAUGGACUGAAUGCUGACUAAGGGUUUAGCUACUGCCAAAGAUGAACAUAUGCAGUAAAGUACACUAUCUAGUGAUAUUCCUUUUUUUAUAUAGCAACAGUAUGAAGCUACAUGGAUUCAACAGUGUCUUUUAGUUUGUUUGUAUAAAGAUCCAUAGAAUCAAAUUUGUAUUUGAAACAUGGAUUUUGUGUAAGCAGGUCUUGAGGUAAAAAAAAUACUAGUUUCAGAAAACAUUCUCAAUGAUCCCCCUCUAGUGGUGAUAAAAUGCAAAUGCAGGAUGGAGAACAAACUGUACAGCAAAACUGUUAUGAUUUUGUAGAUAAAACGCAUGCAACAGGAAAUCAAACUAUACAUCAAAAUGUACUGGAUGUAUUUAGUCAAAAGUCAAUACAAAACCUUAAAGCUAAAUUGUGAAUGUUAAAAUUAUUUUUUCCUCUCUCAUCUUAAAGAAAUAUUCUGGGUUCAAAACAAGAAUUUGUGUCGUAGUGUUGAUUACCACAACUUGUCCCUCCUUUUCUUAAAAAAAAAAAAAAAAGUCAAAAAUAUUGGUUACAGUGAGUUGCUUAAAAGCAGACAUGUGAUGCUUGUAAUUUUUGAAAGAUUUUACAUAAUUUUUGUGGUACACAACAUUAUGACACAAAUGCUUGUGCAAGCUGAUUGACUUGUAUUGAACCUGGAAUAUUCCUUUAAUAUGCCAGCUAUAACCAUGUGCAGGUUGAUUUCCCUGAAAAUGUAUAAUAUUUCUGCUUUCAAAAGAUUGCUCUGUUUAUUUGAGCAUCCCAACCAGCCCGGCACAGCAACAAUUGGCUCAACCAGUGCUGUGAUUUUGGGGUGGGAAUUUCUAUUUGUCUAAAUUACUGUAGUCGGGGGGACUAUUCGGGAACCUGUCAUAAUUUUUACAAUUUCAAUUUGUGACGACGGUGGCACAGAAAUUUAACUCUACCAAUGUAACCGUUUAAUGUCAUCUAUAAAUCAAUAGGGCAAAUGUGUUUCUUUAGAUCUUUCUUCAGUUUAAAGACAUAGAUAUUAAAAACAUGGGCGAAUCCUCCUUUGAAGAAAACCACAUGAUACUAUUAGACAGUACUUAGACAUGACCAGAUUUUUCCUGUUUAUACUGUAGCUAUUCAAAGCUAUAUCAUCUUUACAGGAUAUCAAAGCAUACUUCUGAUGCACUCUUCACUGGAGGCAAUAUCUAUUCCCACCAUCUGCACUUUGAUGUGUUUUAUGCAUGCUGGUCUGUGUAUAUCUUUCAUAGAACAGUGACUUUCAUCAUUUGAAAUAACAGAAAUAAGUACACUUGUUACUUCCCAAUCUGAGUAGACAAAUAUUAUGCUAGACUAGGAGAGCUUCUUUGUAACCUUGGAGUCACCAACUGCAUACAAAUGAACAUAUGCUUAACCUGUUUAAGUCUGUUCACACGCACAAUUGAGCACAUAUGUUUAAACACACAAACACACACACACACACACACACACACACAUACACACAGACACACACACAUACAAUGUAAUAUACGUAUACUAAAUCUCAGUGUCACACUUUUUCUUGUUAUAAGUAUACAUUCUUAUGUUUUCUUUUUCAGAAUAGACAUGCACAUCUAGUAUAAUCAAAAAGGCAACCAGGCAACAGAUGUGAGAAAUGAAAUCAAAGCCUUAAACUGUAUGCCCCUCAUUUCCGGCCCACAGAACCACAAUUAAAAGGGCUCCUUUUUAAUGUCUUUUGAAUACCAUUCAUUCCCACAUAAACUUUUCACGCCCUCUGCUGUCACAGACACUAUGUUUAGUUAAACACCUAUUACAGGUUCUCUGUCAACUGAGUUAUGAAAUACCAGGAUAAGAGGUUGUAAGACUAUUUAAGUGUUGUCUAACACAAGUGAUCUGGUUUUGGGUAUUUUUUGCAUUGCAUUUAGGUCAGCCUUUAAUUGUAGUUUUAAAUUAUGAUUAUUAAAUGACAUAAAGAGGUCAUGGAAGGUGCUUUUUUGCUUUUUAUUUCAUAAGGUCCACUUUUAAUAUUAAUAAUGUUGUUUGUGCCAAAAACAGUAAUAAUUUAGUAUUUUAAUUUUUUUUGUUUAAUUUGAGCCCUCUCUCAGACUCAUUAGAACUAUACUAAAACUAUUUCACAAGCUGCAAUCUGAGAAACAAGCUACACAUUUGAUGACGGCUCAGUUAUUGUUUUUAAUUGCUCCAUCCUUCAAUAGACCUUAUUCACGCUAGCGCCAUCUUGGAUUUUUAAUGGGAAUGGCAACAAAGCUGUGAGGGAUAGACUUACUGUUUCUUCAAUGGGCUGUUUUGCAGUUUAAAAUGUUUUUGGAUUGUUUUGCAGACAAAACAUUGAUAAAAUAUCUGUCCAAGAACAUUCAGUAUACAAAGAACUCCAGACAACAUGAGUUGUGAAAAAUCAGAUGUGAACUAGGAGCUUUUUACAGCUUUAUACCGUUCGUGCCAUUGAAGAGAUAGUAAGUGCAUCCCUCACAGCCUCAUUGUCAAAGAUGGCGCUAGUGUGAAUAAGGUCCACAAUAGCCUCUUUGAAUAGCCAAGACAUCUGGGUUCACAAAACAAUCUGUGCUGAAAUGUGCUUCUCAAACUUCUUUGAUUAAACUGAAAUGAUCAGAGACUGUGAAAUAUAAACUUCAGGCCGUUGUUUUUACAUUGGAAUUGUGCAAAAAGCUAUGCAGAGUGGCAGGUGCUACACAUAGGCUGCAUCCGAAAACUUAUGCAGCUAACUUGCUGCCUAAUCAGUGGAACUUUUAAGGAAACUGGUCUCAGAACAGUUUGAAAAGCACCUUAUUUCAUCCUACCUCUGUAUAAAGCCUCCACAGCCAGCAUUUUCAUUUUUUGGACACUGCUUGUAGAAAAAGCACAAGAUUUGGUUGAUUUUCAGACAUUUUUGUUUUAUAGUAAAAAUUUUUGGUGGAAAAAUAAACAUUAUUUAUCAUA
Molecule: messenger RNA, 4968 nt
Organism: Myxocyprinus asiaticus (Chinese sucker)
Lineage: Eukaryota; Metazoa; Chordata; Actinopteri; Cypriniformes; Catostomidae
Product: monocarboxylate transporter 13-like
Exons: 5
Coding region: 119-1573 (484 amino acids)
Biological process (GO): transmembrane transport; monocarboxylic acid transport
Molecular function (GO): monocarboxylic acid transmembrane transporter activity
Source: RefSeq, a predicted model, not a curated record